GGCUGUGUCACAGAUGCCGGAAGUGUAUUGUGUGUGUGUGUGUGUGUGUUGUUGUUGUUGCAGGGGAUGGUGAUGACAGCCGGUGUAUGGGAGGACGAGGGGCGUUGUGUGAAGAAGGUGUAAGCUGUCACCUACACACAGCAUUACACAAGCUGCUGUUAUCUGCCCAUGGCCAGAACAUGCUGGAAACCCCACAAGUGAUCUACAAGUAGAUUCAUCUGAUAGAGGACAGGAUCUGCCCAUCAGCCAACAUGCCCUGUACCUGUAGGAACUGGAGAAGAUGGAUCCGCCCGCUGGUGGUUGUGCUGUACAUUGUGGGACUUCUGGUGGCGAUUCCAAUAUGUGUGUGGGAAUUGCAGAAAAUGCAGGUCGGAGUUCACACCAAGGCAUGGUUUAUUGCCGGUAUUUUCGUACUUAUGACCAUACCAAUCUCACUUUGGGGAAUCUUACAGCAUUUAGUUCAUUAUACUCAGCCCGAAUUACAGAAGCCAAUUAUAAGAAUUCUGUGGAUGGUGCCCAUUUUCAGUGUAGACAGUUGGGUUGCUCUUAAGUAUCCUGACAUUGCAAUUUAUGUGGAUACCUGUAGAGAAUGCUAUGAAGCCUACGUUAUCUAUAACUUCAUGAUCUUCCUCUUGAACUAUUUAACAAAUCGAUGUCCGAAUUUAGCAUUGGUUCUUGAAGCUAAAGAUCAGCAAAGACAUCUACCUCCACUAUGCUGUUGUCCUCCAUGGCCUAUGGGAGAGGUGUUACUGUUUAGAUGCAAAUUGGGUGUUCUACAGUAUACAGUGGUUCGGCCUGUCACCACUAUAAUUGCUUUGGUUUGUCAGUUGUCUGGCAUCUAUGGGGAAGGAGAUUUUAGCUUAAAAAAUGCAUGGACAUACUUGGUUAUAAUCAACAAUGCGUCGCAAGUGUUUGCUAUGUACUGUCUUGUCCUGUUCUAUAUAGUACUGAAAGAAGAGCUGAGACCUAUCCAGCCGGUGGGCAAAUUUCUGUGUGUAAAACUGGUCGUUUUUGUGUCAUUCUGGCAAGCGGUAUUGAUCGCAAUCAUGGUUAAAGUUUCUAUUAUUUCUGAUGAACAUACAUGGGACUGGAAGUCUGCCAAGGAUGUUGCGACGGGACUGCAGGAUUUUGUUAUUUGUGUUGAAAUGUUCUUGGCUGCCAUAGCUCAUCACGUAAGCUUUUCAUACAAGCCAUACGUACAGGAGGCAGAGGAAGGCUCGUGUUUUGACUCAUUUCUUGCCAUGUGGGAUGUAUCGGAUUUACGAGCAGACAUAUCCGAGCAAGUACGCAAUGUUGGAAGGACAGUCUUGGGCAGACCAAGAAAGAUGUUUUUUCCUGACGAUCUUGAGCAAAACGAGCACACCAGUUUGCUUUCUUCAUCUACUCAAGAUCCUAUAUCGGCAGAACCUUCUGUGCCACCAUCCCCAUCUGGACAAUAUCAAGGGUUUGGUCAGACAAUAACGCCACAAACCACACCCACCUCUGCCACUUUUCCUGAGGAGCUCUACAGCACAGACUCUCCAGAGCAGGAUGUAAAUGUGCCAGUGUCGGAGCCUGAUGAGGUGGAGGUAACGCAUGACAGUAGCAAGCGAUCGCACUCUUAAUUCUCCAGCAAAGAAUAACAUGCCAAAUUUUCCCAAGACUUGAUUACUUGAUUUUGGUGCCCAUAUGGACCUCUGCUGCUGUCUGAAUUGAAGGUCUGGAUAACAGCCUCUUUGGCAUAAUUGUUUGAUUAAUUACCUCCUUUUAUGUUUUGGUUUUGUGUUUUGUUACAGUUGUGCUUUCGUACAGCGGACGAUGUCUGACUUUGUUACAAUAUCUGCGAUAACCAUUACUACAAAUGCAAGUAUGCAAAUGAAAGUGGGCUUUCUUCAGAUGUUUUUAUUUAGGUAUAACUGUACUAAAAAAUCAAUUCCAGUUA
Molecule: messenger RNA, 1921 nt
Organism: Rana temporaria (common frog)
Lineage: Eukaryota; Metazoa; Chordata; Amphibia; Anura; Ranidae
Gene: TMEM184C
Product: transmembrane protein 184C
Exons: 11
Coding region: 252-1604 (450 amino acids)
Biological process (GO): transport
Molecular function (GO): transporter activity
Source: RefSeq, a predicted model, not a curated record